Radiomyces spectabilis is the source of this 2147-nucleotide messenger RNA. RefSeq names its product Lecithin:cholesterol acyltransferase-domain-containing protein. Gene Ontology annotation, biological process: triglyceride biosynthetic process; lipid storage. Lineage: Eukaryota; Fungi; Mucoromycota; Mucoromycetes; Mucorales; Radiomycetaceae. The coding region runs from base 58 to 2142 and encodes 694 amino acids. Gene Ontology annotation, molecular function: phospholipid:diacylglycerol acyltransferase activity. Gene Ontology annotation, cellular component: cytoplasm; perinuclear endoplasmic reticulum. The transcript has 11 exons. The record is from RefSeq and is a predicted model, not a curated record.
GAGGCCAGUUUUUCUCAGUUGUGCUUCUUUAUUGUCCCGUGGCGAGGUUAAACAGGCAUGGUUAUGAGGAGAAGAAAGAGUGCCGGGAAAUCGACCAGAAAACACACGGACCGGGUGCAGCGACAGUUGUCUUCUUCCAGUCGCGAUCGCGCCGCACGUCGACAUGCCCGACAUGAAGGUCAUCAGGAAUUACCAGAAGACAUCAUGAUGGAUGCAGCCCAGUUGUUCCGAGAGAAUAUCAAUGCUCCUUUUUGGAAACGAAGACCGUUUUAUUUCCUCGUCGGACUCACGGUAGGAUUGAUGGGCAUGUUUGCCGUUUCCAGCACUCCCGCGGCUCAGAGCCAUCUCGGUGACUUGCAAACCUACUUGGCCUUGCAAUUGGCAGACAUCGAUCUUGCCAACGUACUGCCGGCCUCAGGCAUGAUUGAUGAUCUAUUUGGCAAUUUCACCAACCUCGUGAAAUCCGCUCCCUCCAGUGAAAUUCCCUUUAUGCCGGCUAUUGCUCACAGAGAACAACUCAAUUUGAAGCCGCAUUUCCCGGUAGUGUUAAUGCAUGGUAUCAUUUCCUCUGGACUGGAAAGCUGGAGUACAUCGGAGAAAUCCAAAAAGUACUUCCGAAAACGCAUGUGGGGAACCACCACCAUGUUUCGAUCGGUGUUGUUGGAGAAGGAGCUUUGGACAGAACAUCUUAAACUGGAUCCGUGGACGGGAUUGGACCCUCCCGAUAUUAAACUGCGCGUAGCACAAGGAUUGGAUUCGGCCGAUUACUUUGUGACAGGGUACUGGAUUUGGGCCAAAAUUAUUGAGAACCUGGCGGCUAUAGGGUACGACAGUAAUACCAUGCAUCUUGCCAGUUACGAUUGGCGUCUUUCCUUUGCCAACUUGGAAACCCGCGAUCAGUACUUUUCACGUUUAAAAUCCACCAUUGAAGUGGCGUACCAGGCCAACCAUCGCAAAUCCGUCGUCAUCACGCAUUCCAUGGGUUCGGUCUUGUUCCCGUAUUUCCUCAAAUGGGUAGAACAUCCUGAUUACGGGAACGGAGGUCGUGAUUGGACCGACAAGUACAUCGAGUCAUUUGUCAACGUCGGCGGACCGAUGAUGGGUGUUCCCAAGGCAUUGACUUCCAUGCUUUCUGGCGAAACGCGUGAUACCAUGAACUUGGGCAGUUUCGGGGCCUAUUUGCUGGAAAAGUUCUUUUCUCGACGCGAACGAGCCAAUCUAAUGCGUACCUGGGCUGGAGGCUCAUCCAUGCUUCCAAAAGGCGGUGAAAUCGUGUGGGGAACACAACAGCAAGCUCCCGAUGACGAGCGCAAUGAAGCAUAUCACUCUUUUGGCAAUAUGAUUUCAUUUGUUCCUCAGCUCGUUGAAAUUUCCAAGAACGGCACCGAAAUCAAAAAGACCGCACUUCAUGACAUAUUACUUCGAAAUCAUACCAUUCACUCUUCCAUGGGGUUGCUCCAUCACAGCACCGACGAAGCUUACCAAGAAAUGCUGAAGCGCAACUACUCUUUUGGUAUCACUACGUCCAAGAAGCAACUGGCCAUCAAUGAUAAUGAUCCAAGGACAUGGUCCAACCCCGUCGAAUCGAAAUUACCCAUUGCUCCUAAUAUGAAGAUUUACUGCUUUUAUGGGGUUGGCUUACCUACCGAACGCAGCUACUUUUAUGCUGCCACGAGUGAUCAAGACACGGCGGCUCAGCAAGAUGCUAUGGCCGUCAACGACACGGAUAAACAUGUGGCCGAGGCAGAAUCGAAACCGCUGGAACUGUAUAUCGAUGCUUCUAUUCAUGAUCCGAUGGAAAGGGUAGAAACCGGGGUUCGGUUUAGCGAAGGAGAUGGCACCGUCCCACUUCUUUCUCUUGGGUACAUGUGCGCGCCUUCAGGAGGGUGGACAAAGCAUGCGGAUCUGUAUAACCCGGGUCACAGUCCGGUGAUUUUAAAGGAAUAUCAAGACGAAAGUGAAGGCAUGCUGAAUGUUCGCGGUGGCAGUAAAGCGAGCAAUCACGUCGACAUUUUGGGCAAUUGGGAAAUGACGUUGGAUCUUUUACGCAUUGUCUCCAAUCAAGGUGAUCAAGUGUCCCAACGCAUCACAUCAAACAUUGAACAAAUUGCGCAGAAAGUCGAGUUGCAACACGAGCGAUGAUGCGU